This is a messenger RNA of Felis catus (domestic cat), 2988 nucleotides long. Its product is annotated as U2 small nuclear ribonucleoprotein auxiliary factor 35 kDa subunit-related protein 2-like. Gene Ontology annotation, molecular function: pre-mRNA 3'-splice site binding; metal ion binding. Gene Ontology annotation, biological process: mRNA splicing, via spliceosome. NCBI's taxonomy places the organism in Eukaryota, Metazoa, Chordata, Mammalia, Carnivora, Felidae. Bases 1442 to 2884 code for a protein of 480 amino acids. The record is from RefSeq and is a predicted model, not a curated record. Gene Ontology annotation, cellular component: spliceosomal complex; U2AF complex. The transcript has a single exon.
GAGAGAGAAUCCCAAGCAGACUCCACUCCCAGUACAAAGCCUGAUGCGGUGUCAAUUUCACAACCAACUGAUUGUGAGAUCAUGACCUGAGCCAAAACCAAGAGUCAGAUGCUUAAUUGACUGAGCCACCCAGGAGCUCUCUAUGGCUCUGUCUUUGCAACCAGAGCAGUUCCCCUAGGACCCAACUCAUUUUAGGGUACAGGUAUCAUUUUGGAUCCUCUCUGUACCUCUGCUUUUUCCUCUUGUCUUUUCCUAGUUUUCCAAGCAGAUCAUUAUGCUUUGAUUCUACAGAUUGGUUUGGCAACAAAAAUAUCCUUGCUCUCUGCCAAAAUUUGGGUCAAGCUUGAAAAGUAUAAGUGUAAAGAGAGAAAUUAUUUUUCCAUCUUAGCAAUUAGCCUCAGAAUUCCUCUCAUGGUGAGGAACUUUUUGGGUGAAAAGCUCAUAUGCAAUAAAUUGUAUUUUGUUGCAAGAGUGUGGCAGUUGCCAAGGUCAUAUAUUAUAGUUGGAGGUAAUAUACUAUAGCGGUUUAAAGAAGUUCUAGAAUCAGAUUGUAUUGGUUCAAAUCCCAGCCUACUACUUAUUAGCUGUGUGAACUUGGAAAAAUUACUAGACCUUUUGGUUUCUUGUCUGUAAAAAGGCUGAUAAUAUUAAUAGUUCCUAGGAUUUUUCUGAGGAAUAAAUGGAGUGAUACCUGUAAAACACAUAGUACAGUGCCUGAAAUAUGUGAAAUACUCAAUAGAUGGUAGCUGUUAUUAUUUUCAUUGUCAGAAGACGGAAAGGUCCUCCACAUGAGACACAGGGAAAGAGAAAGGAGGACAGGGGUUCAAGUCGAUCCGGAAAAACCUGGGACUCACAACACUAAGAUGGCAGAAUGAUUAAAACUAGUUCAGAUUUAAUAUUUCACAGGAAAUUGUUUGAAUUGCUGAGAUACAAGCCUUUUCCUUUCCUCCUCUUCCAAGUCAGUAAAAUCUACUAAAGUCAUUAAUCCUCCACGCUAUUAGUAGCGUGUGUUUAACACUGGUGAGGGUGUAGAGUUUCACGUCCAGAUUAAACUAUGCAUUAUAGAGAUAAUACACACGGUGGCAAGAAACACGGUGGCCGAAGAGUCUGAGAACCCGAGCCCGUCACUAAUUUGCUGGAAUUUUUGUAAGAGUUUUAUAUUUUGUAACAGAUCAAGACAAGCUUGCUCAGGUAAAAAGCACGGGAAAUCCCCAGCUGAUAUCUGGGUUGAAUGAGUAAUUUGUUUCUUUUCAUAUUUUUUCGGAAAAUGGAACAUGCCUUUGAUAGUACUCUCUAUCGCUCAUUCUCUGAAGGGUGUCAUACGCAUGCCAAGACUAACACGGUCACGUUAGUUACUACUACGAUGGUCACUCAAAGGUAAUUUCAAUCUUUACUUGCACCUGUAGAACAAAAAAGGGGCUCAAAGUUGUGUUCCCAAGCCAUGCUCUCUAAAACACACGUUACUGGCCCUGGCAAGAUGGCGGCGCCCGAGAAGUUACCGUUUCCGGAGAAACCAAGCCACAAAAAGUACCGGGCCGCCCUGAAGAAGGAGAAACGAAAGAAACGGCGGCAGGAACUCGCUCGACGGAGAGACUCAGGACUCUCCCAGAAGGAGGAGGAGGCUGCUUUUAUUGAAGAACAACACCCAGAAGAAGAGAUGCUGUCGGAGACCGAGAGGCAAAAAUCACACGAGGCGUGGCUGCUUCGGGAGCAGAAGGCGCAAGAAGAAUUCCGAAUCAAGAAGGAAAAGGAAGAGGCAGCUAGAAAACGGCAGGAAGAACAGGAGAGAAAGUUGAAGGAAGAGUGGGAAGAGCAGCAGAGAAAGGAGAGAGGAGAGGAGGAGCAGCAGAAGCUCCAGGAGAAGAGAGAAAGGGAGGAAGCUGCGCAGAAGACGCUGGAGCAGGCUGAAAGCGAGUUGGGAAAUGGUGCCACAUGGCAGAACCCAGAACCACCCACGGCCUUAAGGGUAAUGGAAAAAGAUCGAGCUAACUGUCCGUUCUACGGUAAAACAGGAGCGUGCAGAUUUGGAGACAGGUGUUUGCGUAAACACAAUUUCCCGUCGUCGAGUCCCACGCUUCUGAUUAAAAGCAUGUUUACGACAUUUGGAAUGGAGCAGUGCAGACGGGAUGACUAUGACCCCGAUGCGAGCCUCGAGUACAGUGAAGAGGAAACCUACCAGCAAUUCCUGGACUUCUAUGAUGACGUGCUGCCCGAGUUCAGGAGCGUGGGGAAAGUGAUCCAGUUCAAGGUCAGCUGCAACUUCGAACCUCACCUGAGGGGCAACGUGUACGUUCAGUAUCAAUCGGAAGAAGAAUGCCAAGCCGCCCUUUCUCUGUUUAACGGACGAUGGUACGCAGGACGGCAGCUUCGGUGCGAAUUCUGCCCCGUGACCCGAUGGAAAAUGGCAAUUUGUGGCUUAUUUGAAAUACAACAAUGUCCAAGAGGAAAACACUGCAACUUUCUUCAUGUGUUCCGAAAUCCCAACAAUGAGUUUUGGGAAGCUAAUAGAGACAUCUUCCUGUCUCCAGAUCGGACUGGCUCCUCCUUUGGCAAUGGCUCGGACAGGAGAGAGAGGACGGGCCACCAGGACGGAUACUACUGGAGGCCCGGGAGGCGGAGAAGCCCUAGUCCAUCGCAUUCCUACGAGAGAAGUGGGGAAGCUGAGAGGAAAAGGAAAAGCAGUCACCGGGGGAAGAAGUCUCACAAACACACGUCAAAGAGUCGCGAGAGGCACAGUUCACGCAGUAGAGGAAGAAAAAGGGACCGCAGCCGGAUCCGCGGCAGCCGCAGCCACAGUUCCUUCGGGUCCAGGAGUCCCGUCGGGAAGAGGUCAGGUAGCAGAGACAGAAGUACUCAGAGUCCCAAAUCCAAUUUUGUUCUUUAAAAAAAAAAAAGAAAUACACCUUACACGUCUUGUAAUUUCUCUGAGGGAUCUUACUUCUUUGUUAAAGAAAUAAAUGUAGCCUUUGUAGCUAAGGACUCACCUUC